Messenger RNA from Pogonomyrmex barbatus (red harvester ant), 1651 nucleotides. RefSeq names its product odorant receptor 4-like. Gene Ontology annotation, cellular component: plasma membrane. The record is from RefSeq and is a predicted model, not a curated record. Gene Ontology annotation, biological process: sensory perception of smell; detection of chemical stimulus involved in sensory perception of smell. Gene Ontology annotation, molecular function: olfactory receptor activity; odorant binding. Lineage: Eukaryota; Metazoa; Arthropoda; Insecta; Hymenoptera; Formicidae.
GAUGGAAAGAAAAGGGGAGGAAGAGAGAAGAGAGAGAGAACCGCUAAACGAAGAAAUAAAACUUUGUGCUGAUCGAUACGUUCCAUAGAGGAAACUUAGAAAACAACAGAUAUCUGUCAAUGACGUUUCGCUUCCCUUUACAUUAUAUUUAGUGUCAUGGAAAUAAAUACUAGUCAUGUAUACACGCAAUGUGUCAUUCAUUGUCUUGCAGACAUCGCGAUUAGUUAUGCAAAAACAUUAUAGAGAGGCAUAUAGCACUUGUAUUAUAUUGUAACAUGUGAUACGUUCAAGAUCUUAAAAUAUUCCUGUACGAAGGGGAUUUUCCGGACUCGAAUAAAAUUUUCGAUUGUCGAGUUAGUUGACUGGAUGAAGCUACAAACGAAAGAAUAUAUAUCCUUCACUGCUAUGGAUUCCACCUCGAAUUAUUACGGAGUCGUUAAAAAAAUAACAUCGUUGGCUGGUCAAUGGCCGUAUCAGAAACGAAAAACAAGAAUAAUUUGUUUGAUCCUCGUAACUUUCAGCACAUUUUCCAUGAUUAUCCCACAGAUAGCAAAGUUCGUAAUAUGUGAAGGAGAUGCGCAAUGUAUAUUUCAAACUAUGACAGCGCACAUGUUGACAAUUAUAACGUUAAUAAAGCUGUAUACGUGUUACUUCAACCAAUGUAAAAUCAAAGUUCUGAUUGAUUGGCUAUUGGACGGAUGGGAUGAAUUGGAAACUCCAGAAGAGUGCGAAAUCAUGAAGAGAUAUGCCGAGACUAGCAGGCGAUAUUCUCUGGGCUAUUCGUUAUAUUGCUUUAUAUCCGCAUUUCUGUUUUUAUGUAUGUCGCUUAUACCGAAGCUAUUAGAUGUUGUAUUACCUCUCAACGAAUCUCGUCCUAUAUUACCAGUCCAUCCAGGAUAUUAUUUUGUUGAUGAGACAGAAUAUUUCUUCUAUAUCUUCGUACACGCUAUCGUAGCCUGGGAAAUUGCCAUAACCGGGAUUGUGGCUCACGAUUGCAUGCUGCUAACUUACAUUGAACAUGUUUGCAGUAUUUUUGCUCUUGUCGGAUCUCGAUUUGAACGAUUGAUACGUAAACGUAAUGAUGCCAUCAAGGUUUUGCAUUCUCGUAAUUCAAGUGGCACAUACCGAAAACAAAUCGCAUUCUCUGUAUGCAUGCACCGAAAGGCAUUAGAAUUCGCUCAACUGAUCGAGGAAACAUUUUCAUUAACGUUGGCUAUGCAAAUAGCACUAAACACAGUAAUGAUCAGCAUUACCUUGUUACAAAUUACGCAGCAAAACGCCAAUGUUUUUGUAAUAAUCAGGUAUGUAGUAUAUGUCCUUAGUCAACUGAUUCAUCUAUUCUGCCUCAGUUUCGAGGGACAAAAACUAAUAGAUCACAGUCUUCAAACGCGAGAUAAAAUUUAUAAUAGUCAUUGGUAUGAAACACCCACAAAAUCACAAAGGAUGCUUCUCUUCGUGAUGCAAAAAACCCUGCAACCUAUUUUUUUGAGCGCCUGCAAAAUUUAUAUCUUCUCAUUGGAGAAUUUCACUACGGUAAAGAAGCGAUAUAUAUGCCCAGCUUCGUAAUAUGAGAUGACUCGAAUGAUAUGACUUUAAGGAUCUAUUUUUAAGGUCGUGCAAACUUCGAUGUCGUACUUUACAGUACUCGCGU